AUGACGCUUCUCGCUUCCUCCGUUGCCUCCGCGUCCUCUUCGUCCCCCUCUGCGUCGGCUGCUUUUCCGCCGUCUGCUGCCCGGGGGGGCGCGCCGGGUGCGUUUGGCAGGGCGCCACAAGAGAAAGCUGAUGGGCGCUAUGGCGAGCACGCCUUCAUCACGAAAGUCGCAGACAUUCAACCUGGUGCUCAGGGCCUGAACUGCCUCGUGUACGUCCACCGCACACUCCUCCUAAGCUCCAGAAUGCCCCCGACAGGAGAAGUCUCCUCUUUCGCUGAAGUUCUCGUGGGGGACGAGACCGGCACGAUCAAGCUCGAGCUCAACGGCGAGGCGCAGCGCACCGCAUGCAGACCGGGCACCACAGUUCUGCUGCGUCACGCCUCCACCGCGACGACUGCGGGAGAGCUUUCGCUGCAGAUUUUGCCGCGAGUUGGGGGGAGGAUUCUGCUGGCUCCUGAGGCGACCCAGCUCGAGAACGCUCUCCUGCCGCAGACGCCCUGUCUUUCGGAAGUCCCGCUGCUGCCCCUCCACGCGCCUCUCGAGCGCACUCUGGAAAAAUAG
This is a messenger RNA of Besnoitia besnoiti, 561 nucleotides long. RefSeq lists its product as uncharacterized. NCBI's taxonomy places the organism in Eukaryota, Apicomplexa, Conoidasida, Eucoccidiorida, Sarcocystidae. Bases 1 to 561 code for a protein of 186 amino acids. The transcript has 3 exons. The record is from RefSeq and is a predicted model, not a curated record.